CUUUUUCCUUCAAAGAGUCUUUGCCUUUUAUGUCCAUGACGCUCGCGGCCCUGAGAGGUGGGCCGGCAAAUGCUUUUCAAAUCCUCUUUUGCAGGUGGGGCCCGGGGGCCAGAGAGGUUAGGCAAUUUGCCUCAGGCCACAGAGCGUGUCAGCGGGCUUGGACCCGCUUCUCUGGGGAGAACCAAGUGCCGGCUUCUCCACGGAGGACCCUGUCUGUAGGGAGGGGGCCCGGCUGCUGGGGUGCGGGGCGCUCGGUGGGUACAGGCGAUGCCAGGAGCCCCGCUGGGGGAGCAGGUCCUGGGGCUGAACCACAAUCUCGGGGCUGCCAGCCCGGGGCUGGCUCUGUGCCCGGGGCCCAGGGUUUCCGCUCACAGAUGUCCCAACAGCCCCGCGAGGGCGGGAAGGGCACCCAAAAAGGAAGAUGUCUUGCUCCCCUCAGCCCCAAACCACAGUGGCCUGGGAGGCCGCGGCUCCUGGGCCGAGACCGGCCCGCAGGCCAGCAAGGGGCCCGGCCGGCCCACCUGCCCCUCCGUCCCCCGCCCGGCGCCUGGCCGGUGGCACGGACCCCCGGCUGCCCGUCACCCCAGGAAGGCUGAGGCUGCACUUUGCAUCAUCCUUGGGCGUGGAGCUGACCUCGAAGAACGAAUUCGAAGAAAACAGGAGGAGGAGCAGGCAUCCCGCGGUGCCCAGCGCCCAUUGGUCGCCCGUGGAAACUUUGGUUUUUGGGGUCAUGUUCCCAGAAGGCCUGCCCUCCCCCCUCCCCCUCCCCACCCACCUCACGAGGUGUUGGCCAAUCGCUCCGGCAGGCAAUAAAGUGGCUGUCAGCCCGCAGGGCUCCCAGCCCGGAGGUGUCAUCCCCAACAGGCACAGGCCGGAGCGUGGACACCCAGCAUGUGGGCACAGCCUACGAGGAGGACGCUGCUCAGUCUGAUCCUCAGGCUCCUGUUCCUGAACCCAGUGUUCAUGGGCGCCUGCCCGGGCGAUGGCCAAAAGCUCCUCGAGCAGCUGUGGAACCAGGCGAACCUCCUGCAGGACACCAGCUUGCUCCUGGACCCCUAUGUCCGCAUCCAAGGCCUUGACACGUCUGGACUGAAACAGGGCUGCCAGGAGCGCCCCGGGGUGUUCCCCAGCAAGCAGGCCCUGGAGGGGCUCAGCAGGACGGAUUUCCUGCGGACCCUCAGCACCCAGCUGGGCCAGGUGCUGCGCAGGCUGCACGCGUUCCAGCGGGACAUGCCCGGCGUCCAGGCCUGGGGGCUGGCCACCAGGUACAUCCACGGGAUCAGGAACAAUAUCCACUGCAUGGAGGAGCUGCUCCCGGGCUCCCCGGACACGGCUGCACCCCCGCAGGCGGGCCCGGGGCCCUCACCGCCGCCCACCCGCACCCCGGACGCCUUCCAGCUCAAGUUGAAGGGCUGCCGGUUCCUGCGCGGCUUCCACCGCUUCAUGCACUCGGCGAGGCAGGUCUUCCACGAGUGGAGGGAGACCUGGAGCCGGAGGAGCCGGAGACAAAGCCCCCGCCAGGCCCGGAGGGGCAGGAGACUCGUGCCCAGGGGGCAGCUGCCCCGGUAGCCCCCACCCCCUACCCCCCCAGCAGGGGGAGGACCAGCAGGUGCUCUCAGGAUGGUGCCCGGGUCUCCACACCUGCUUCCCAUCUCUCCCAAGUGCACUUUAAGGGGUGAGAGCCGGGUCGGCUCCUCUACCUCCUCCCGGACUGGGGGACAGGACCUCACCAUGGUGCCCCCCAGCCGACUUCCCCAGUCCCAGUGGGGUGUCUGGGUCAGGCCACGCGGGGCCAACUUUCCAUUGAUUCAGGGGUCUGAUGACACAGGCUGACUCAUGGCCAGACUGACCGCCACCCCCCACUCCGCUGCCCGGAGGUCUGCCGGCCCUUCCCUCUCAUGACUUGCAGAGCCAUGGCCCCCAGACUUCCUCCUUUUAGUGGCGGCUGGUUCCAAGGGGGAGGGGGGUGGUGGUCAGGGCCUGAGCUGGCCUCGGAUGCCUCAUUGCCAGACACCUGGACGUCUGGUGACCUCACUGCAGGCAGCUGUGACCGGGGCGAGUGUCCUGCAAGAAGCCCCGAUGGGGCGGGCGGUCCCAGGAAAGGGGCUCAGGGCCCGGCGUGGCCCCUCGGCGGCGUGACCUCCCCGGCCCUCGGUUUUGUCUUUGUGAAUGGAAGGGGGUGGGGACCGGGGAAAGCCGUGCCUGUCAGCUGCUGGGACUCACUGACACCGGAUGGGUUUCAAGUUCUUUCCAUAAACUGGGGUCCGGGUGCAGACGGACCGGGGUGCAGACUGAGUUCUGUGCAGGGCACCUCCCAGCCCGCGCCCGGCAGCGCCCGGCCUCGGGUUCUGGCUGCCGGCUGCUCCCCCUGGUGGUGGGUCGUGGAAUUUCUCUCAGGCCGAAACCGAUUGUCCUUCUGCGGGUUCUGGGCCAGUUCCUUGGAGGAAUGUGAUUAAUUUAUCGUUUUGUUGUUGUUGUUUUUUUUAUCAGUUUGUAUCUGUUUUUUUUAACCAUUUUUAUUUAUGAGGCUUAUUUAUGAUGUGUAUUUAAUGUUAAUAUUGUGCCAACGUAUAUUUAAAACAUGUCUGGUUUCUAA
Molecule: messenger RNA, 2596 nt
Organism: Myotis daubentonii (Daubenton's bat)
Lineage: Eukaryota; Metazoa; Chordata; Mammalia; Chiroptera; Vespertilionidae
Gene: OSM
Product: oncostatin M
Biological process (GO): immune response; oncostatin-M-mediated signaling pathway
Cellular component (GO): extracellular region
Molecular function (GO): oncostatin-M receptor binding; cytokine activity
Source: RefSeq, a predicted model, not a curated record